Molecule: messenger RNA, 897 nt
Organism: Closterium sp. Yama58-4
Lineage: Eukaryota; Viridiplantae; Streptophyta; Zygnematophyceae; Desmidiales; Closteriaceae
Source: the annotation of a GenBank genome assembly
AUGGGGGGAGGCGAGGCGAGGCGGGCGUACCACGGGGUACAAGAAGCCAUACGGCAGCCCCUGUGGCGGCGCGUGGCAGAGGUGUUUGGGCGCGUGGUGGCGCUGCAGCAGCGCGUGCAGCACUACCGCGACCUGGGCGGGUUCGUGGUGCUCAUGGCUUUCUUCAUCACCAUCCUCUACAUGCAAGCUGAUUCUUCUCGAAGCUACGAGAUCACCGCCGCGCAUGCCGUGCUCUUCCCACCCGUAUGCCCCUCCCCUACCCCAAUCCCUGCUCUUCUCCCCUGUAUGCUCCCCCUUACCCCACUCCGUGCUCUUUCCCCCCCCCCGUGUGCUCCCCCCUUUACCCCCACUUCCCACGUCUUCCGUCGCCUCCCCCAUCUGACUGUAUGCACCACCUCUUGCGCGCGUGCACUCUGCGCGCGUGCGCGUCAACACUACCCCUGGCCCCUUGCCUCUCGCCCUCUCCGCUCAGCUGCCCCCUUUGUGCACCUUCUCCGCAACUCUCCUCACUCGCUUCCUCUCAACCUCCGCCCUGAGUGUGUCUCUCCCCGCCCACCACGAGAGCAGGGCAUGCGUCAGGACGCCUCAAACACCUUCAACGGCCCCGAUGACUUCUACAACUGGCUCAACACCAGCAUCCUGCAGAGCCUGUGGGCGGACCCCAGGUGUGGUACCGGCUUAUGCGAGCGGCCCUUCCAAUACCCCGCGUUUGGCCGCUUUGGCUGCGAAGCAGACUGCGGCAUCUUCCCCAACCUCACCUCUGUCGUCAUCCGCCUCUCCUCUCAGCUCGACACGCAGCAGGCUGCAGACAAAUCUUCUUGGAACCUCUGCAUGGUCAACCCGGUCUCCCUCUGCUGGUAUGCUCGCCCUCCUCCCGCCUCUCUCUGCUCUUAUUGA